ACAUCCUGGCGGUUUACAAUCUCCAGUACUUGCUCCCAAAAAUUUUGUCUCCUUCCUCUGUAGUUUCUUCUUUCUUUCCUUCCCCCUUCACCCUAUCGCAAGAAAUAAGCAGAGGUGUGUCUUGUUCCGGCGGAAUCGAAGGUGGAGCCACCGAUCUUGGUGCCGGUGGCGUGAUCCAGAGUGAAGCCAUUGAAGGGACCCACCAGCUUCCAGCAACCCAUCACAAACCGCCGAUUGCCACGUCCUGAGGUGAGGAGGCUUGAACAAGAACCAGACAACAUUGAAAAAUGAAAAGAAAAACCAGGUAGAAGCAGAACACAGAGCGAGACCUAGGAAGAAGCACGACCUCAACACUCGCCACCGACGACCACCGCGUCAACGCGAUGAUUGAUGAUCAGGAUCUGGGUUUCUUUGCCAAUUUUCUUGGCGUCUUCAUCUUUGUGUUGGUGAUUGCAUACCACUAUGUCAUGGCUGAUCCGAAGUUUGAAGGAAACUAGGAACUCUAUGCAGUUGGAAAAUGUAAUAUUUCAUGUUGUAGACUGAGAUGCUUUGCCAAUGGGAAUCGAUUUGAUACAA
Molecule: messenger RNA, 576 nt
Organism: Lotus japonicus
Lineage: Eukaryota; Viridiplantae; Streptophyta; Magnoliopsida; Fabales; Fabaceae
Product: dolichyl-diphosphooligosaccharide--protein glycosyltransferase subunit 4A
Exons: 1
Coding region: 384-497 (37 amino acids)
Source: RefSeq, a predicted model, not a curated record